CCCGGGCAUUUCAGUUUAAAAACUUUUCUCCACGGAUUUCCUAAACUUGGCCAGUUCCUCUUGUUUGAGCCAAAUUAAUGAGGCGGCUAAAGUCAUUAAUUGGCCACUUAAUUGGCCCAUGUCGCUGGCGCGCUGCUUCCGUUGGCUUUUAGCGCACCGCCAUCCCUCACUCCUGCUGCCAGACAUCACAAUCCCACCUUGUCAAAACGAUUUAGGGUCAGUCUCUCAGACGGGAAAGGUGCUCUCGCCGUGGACACCCCCCCCAUACACACACACACACACACACACACACACACACACACACAUCUGGAUCCCCCUCAAUCAGUAUCUCCCUCCCACUCUAUCUCGGUGUUUUAUGUCUGCGUCACAACAAGUCGGUCGAGAGCGAGAGGUAGGGAUGAUGGCGUCUCUGGCGGCUUGAUUCCGGUGCUGCUCUGACAAUCCCGCCUUAAGAGCAUCAAUAGGUGGUGGCGGAGAGGGGGAUAGGAGAGCAAAAGAGACGGGGACAUGACGAAACGGCAUCGCGGAGGACGGACAAACUAGAGACGGACGGACAGCCAGUCGCCCCCCUCCUCCUCGCUGACGGCUUGACUGACACACACACACACACAACACACACAACACACACACACACACCACACACACACACACACACACACACACAUAGGCGCUUGGCACAGACAGGGACAUGCAUGCACACCAUCCACUUUUUGCAAGCACGCAGGCUGCGCAUCCGAGUGGGCAGUAAUUGGGCAGCGGAGAUCCACAGCAGAUGAGGGCAUUUCAUGUCCAGCCUGCUCAGGAAUCACUGUGACCCCGACGGAAAGGAGUUCGAUUUGACAGGAUGGGGGGAGUAAGUGAAGGAGAUGAUGUGUUGGCUCGAUGGAGUGAUGGACUACUGUACCUCGGCAAUGUGAAAAGAGUAGACGGAGUCAAGCAAUGUUGUCUGGUGAGAUUUGAGGACAACUCGGAGUUCUGGGUACUGAGAAAGGACAUUCACUCAUUUGCUGCUGGAGUGGAAGAAGUUUGCUGUAUUUGUGACGCUCCGCCUCUUAAAGAACCCCUCAUAAAUUGUCUCAAAUGUCGCCACGGUUAUCAUUCAGAGUGCCACACGCCAACCAUCGAACCGGAAGCUGACAGCGAUUCGUGGAUAUGUCGGCAAUGUGUCUUUGCAGUCGCAACCAAGAGAGGCGGUGCACUCAAACGGGGACGCUUCGCCCGGCUCAUGCAAUUUAUGAAACUCCGGCUUCCCUACCAGCUGUCGUCUUUAGACUGGGACCCGCAGCAUCUGACCAAUCAGCAACAGUGCUACUGCUACUGUGCCGGACCUGGAGAGUGGAACCUGAAGAUGUUGCAGUGUGGAAGCUGUGGUCAGUGGUUCCACGAGGCCUGCACACAAUGUCUGACCAAACCAUUGCUGUAUGGAGACAGGUUUUAUCAGUUCCAGUGCUCAGUAUGUACAAAGGGACCAGAGACCAUCCAAAGGCUACCCAUGACCUGGAUGGAUUUGGCUCAUUUAGUGCUCUACCAUCUCUCGCUGUGCUGCAAGAGGAAAUACUUUGAUUUUGACCAUGAAAUCCUGUCCUUCACCAAUGAGAAUUGGGAGUCGUUGCUCCUAGGAGCGCUCUCUGACACGCCAAGGCAAGACCGCUGUCACAAUCUCCUCAACGCUCUCAACUCUCACAAGGACAGGUUUGUCUCUGGAAAGGAGAUCAAGAAGAAGAAGUGUCUUUUUGGGCUUCAGGUUCGAGCUCCCCCUCCGCUGACGUCCGAUUCGUCGCCGCUCAUCACCGACCCCCCUAUCAACAUCACGCAUAGGAGAAGGUCAGACCCGUUGUCGUUACCCUGCCAGAGGAGAGUGGGGGGGCCAGAGUCACGCAAAUCAAAGCGUCGCAUCAUGGAGACACAGGCUUGUCCACCCCCAGUUGCUGCCAACCCCAUUGAGCUGCUGCCAUGUUGCCAUGGCUACAUGGGAGGGACCAGCCUUUACAACUCCAGGAAGUCAGAGGAGGAGCUUAGUUUGAGCUCUCCUCCCAAGCGGAUGUAUGCCCUGUACCACACCACCUACAACGGGAAUAAUGCACUCUCCAGGGGUCUCCAUCACUUCAACAGCGUUGAGGACACCUGCAGAGUAGUGCCGCCUUGCUUCCCAUACCCCCUCAACGCCAAUGGCAACCAUCACCAUCACCACUCCCACCAACACCAACACAACCACCAACACAACCACCAACACAGUCACCAACACCAGCCGGGGCAGAAGCAGCUGGAGCCCCUCUUCCUAUGUGAUAUGCCCCCAUACCAGGCCGGUAUGGGCGGAGGAGGUGGCGUAGGCGGAGGAGGCGGAGGAGGUGGGGGCGGCGGUGGAGGAGGAGGAGGAGGCGGGGGGAUGGUAGUUGGAGGCGGGGACGGGACAGUGGCCAGGAGCUGGGGAGGAGGGGAGGCAGUGAGGAUCUUGGCGAGACGCGUCACGCCAGACGGAAAGGUGCAGUACCUGGUAGAGUGGGAGAACGUGAAUUUGUACUGACACAAAGUGAGUAAACAUGAGACGCAAUGACUGUUUUGAAGUUGCCACAGGAAUACUGUGUAUGUAAUAUGUGGCAGUGUUUAAAGUACAAAAAAAAGAAAAAAGGACAAAAAAUUCUCUACACAUUGCUAAUCCAGGUUGCUCUUAUAGUAUCACCUCUAUUCUACAUCAUUAUUAACGCACUACUCGUUACUAAAUGUCCCUCUUUGCUAGUGUUUCUCUGAUAUUUGUACUGUUAACUUUGGAAUAUGCCUUUGCAUUUAUCAUGUUUAAUGGUGAUGAGGGAAGAUAUUUAAACCUCCAGAUUAUUUGUAAAUCUUUGGAAAACAACAAGAGCACGUCUUUAAUUGCAAUGGUAUUUUGAUAUACAGCACUGUAGAUAAGCAACAGUGAAGUACAAGAAAUAAAGAAACCAAAUGUUACUGCUUUUUCAGUAGAGAAAAAAUAAGUGCGCAAAAUGUAUUGCUAUGCAAUUUUAACUUCCACAAAUCAAACAGUAAACCUCUACCGCCUGUCAUUUAGACAGCGCACUGCUAAUUUAAAAUAAUAGUUUAACAUUUUGGAAAGCACACCUUUUUGCUUUCUUGCUGAGAGUUGGAUGAGACAAUUGAUGCCACUCUCAUGUCUGUGUGACAACUAUGAAAAUACAGCCAGGAGACGGUUAGCUUAGCACAAAGAAACAGCUAGCUUGGCUCUGUCCAAUGGUAAAACAUCUGGUAAAGCACUUCCAAAGCUCAGUGAUUGACUGUAGGUUUUGUGGUUAUGGGCCAGACAAGACUGUUGGAUCAUGUCACUGUGGCCGACCAAGAAAUAAUCCAAGCUGUUGUCUCUGCUUCUAGUAUUUAUGCUAUGCUAUGCUAAGCUAAGCGCCUCCUAGCCUAAUCUUCAUAUUUAACCAAAAUACAUAAAAGUGGUAUGGAUCUUCUCACCAAACUCUCAGCAAGAAAGUGAAUAUGUGUAUUCUCCCAUGUGUGUAACCAUUUCAUUAAAAAUAAAUAUUGAAAUUUUUUAAAUUAAAAUAAUUUACAUAGGUAUAACCCAAAGCGGCUUAUAGCACAAAACAUAUUUCAAUGGUGAAGUCAAGAUUACAAAUUAGCAACAUUUUGUGAAAACAUUUCUUGGUCACUUUCAAGCAUUUUUUUAUUAUUAUGUAUGAAUAUGUAGUUAAGACCUACUUUUUAUUGAACUAUAAACAUUUACUUACUGUCCAAACUAUGAUUAUCUGUAGCUUGGUUGUAAAAAAAAUUGUUAGGAAAAAAAAUUUAAAAAGUUUGUUAGUAAUUGUUAAAUUUAGUCUAGACAUCUAUACGUCUGAAUGAUCUCAAAUCACCAUAUCAAUGCUUAGUAGGUACUUUGAAUAUGGAUAAAGUUUAAGAUGUAACUUCUUGGUUCUUUUAAAAAUAACAAAAUCCCUUCCAAAAAAUGUCCCCCGACAUUUGAUAUGGAUAUCCAAGGGAUGAGCACGUUCCACAGCCAGCAGCCGGCAGCACACUUCCAUCAGCCGUCACUUUUAUAAUUGCCCAUUGAUCAACUGAUAAUGUUAAUGUUCACGUGGAGUUUAGUGAGUAAAGUAGCCCAGAAAAUAAACAGUGAUGAAUGGUCCGUCACCAGUCAGGCAUGAUGACAGCUGGGCGGUGGCUGCCAGCUGCUGAACAAAAAAAAAAGCAGUAACCUUUUGUUGGCCAGGAUAAGACCGAGCAGUACAGUCAGUCUUGUACAGUUUUUUUGGCCAAACAAAUGGUACUUUAAUGCCUUGCUUAAGGGCACUAUGACAUUAGUGGUUGAGCCCUGUCUCAGACGCCAGCUUGUUUGGCUUUAUCACCAAAUUAUCUGGAGGUUUUUAUAUAUUUUCUCUCAUUGCCGUAUGUUAAUAGGAGAUUGUAUACACGUUAUUACCGGGUUACUUAUUUGUUAUGUUAGAUUUUGUCAUACAUAAUUUACAUUUAGACUACUGUACGUAUUAGAAAUAGGAGCCACAAGACAGCUUUUGUUUUAUAGAUAGAAUUAUAUAUUCACAAUAUAUUGCUAUGGUCGAAUUACUUUUAUUUUAUUUUUGAUGUGGUUGCAUAGUGCCUAUACGGGUUGUGUACCUGCCGAUUGGUCUGCCGACCUGAGUCAACCAAUCAGACGACAGAUAGAUGAACGAGGCCAUAUUGCUACUAAACAAGAGGAUGGCUCUUUAUCAGUUGACAGAUACAACUACAUGGAGAAACAAAGACCACUUCUAAUGUUGAGUCAAGUUUUUUUUUUUAAAUCAGAACAGGACUGUGAUGUUACUGUACAUUCCAAACAAACAACAAAAAAGAAAUAUACAUGUUACUGAAAUGUCUGUUUGAAGUUAUCAGGAUGGAAAUGGUUUUGAUUCUUAUUUUUUUCUCUUUUUUAUGGGUGUUAAUCGUCAUAAAGAUCCACUAAAGGUCCACUUCAGGUCCAGGUUAGGUUUCAGUGUCGUAGGGAGUUCAAUCCUUACGUUCAAAGUGACAGUACAGGUGAAGAAGACUCUAAUAGGCCCGAAUCCUAACUUAAACCCAUAGUUUUUUUCCAGGUCUAUAAUAACAGUCUAUCAUUUAGAAGGUACAAGAUGGCAUUCAUAAGUCAAGGCCUGACUUCUUCUCAGAUGUGCUUCUAGAGAUAAAGUGAGGUGCUGAAGUUGGAAUUUAUCUUUGUGCAAACAGGUUACAUAAAUCUAGAAUACUGUGGUGCAAAUUACAGAGUUUAUAUUUUAUACAGAGUUUUAUUUCAGCAAUCUGUUCGAUAAAACUCACACAACAUAUACAUUUGUCAGUUUUAUCUUUCAGGAAAGACUGUAUUACAGGUUUAGUUUCAAAAGCAAAAGACAAACACACCAUUUAUACCGUUAUAAUCACACCAAUGCAACACUCUCAGAUUUUAUUUAAAUACCUGUUUGAAUUAUCUCCUUGCGUACAUUUCAGGCAAGUUAAAUUACGUUGAUUGCAAUUUUCAUCCUCCUCCGUGACUAUUUGACUGUAGUUCAUUGGGAAGGGGUGUGUUGAACCUUUGUAGGUGAUGAAUGUAUUUGUGUGUUUUCUAUGGUAUGUCUAUACCCGUCAAGUGCUUGUUAGAGGUUGUACUCGAGGUGGAACUCGACCCGAUUUGUUUUAAAAAAAAAAAGAAAAAAGGAGGAAAUAAAGACAUCAACAUUAAGGAACAUCAUUUAUUUUGGUAGAGGUAGUCUUCUUUUUUUUCUGAUUAGUAGUCAAGUCCAAGUUCAGUUUGAUGUAUUUUUGGACAAAUUAUGUUUGUACAUGUAUACUCUGCGUUGACACCUAAUAUGUAACAUGAAUAAUAAAAAAAGAAAAAA
Etheostoma spectabile (orangethroat darter) is the source of this 5846-nucleotide messenger RNA. It is a transcript of the gene phf1, whose product is annotated as PHD finger protein 1. The record is from RefSeq and is a predicted model, not a curated record. Gene Ontology annotation, cellular component: nucleus. Gene Ontology annotation, molecular function: DNA binding; chromatin binding. The transcript is spliced from 15 exons. Gene Ontology annotation, biological process: negative regulation of gene expression, epigenetic. NCBI's taxonomy places the organism in Eukaryota, Metazoa, Chordata, Actinopteri, Perciformes, Percidae. The coding region runs from base 845 to 2524 and encodes 559 amino acids.